Salarias fasciatus (jewelled blenny) is the source of this 4898-nucleotide messenger RNA. RefSeq names its product semaphorin-4G-like. Gene Ontology annotation, biological process: axon guidance; negative chemotaxis; neural crest cell migration. Gene Ontology annotation, cellular component: plasma membrane. Gene Ontology annotation, molecular function: chemorepellent activity; semaphorin receptor binding. NCBI's taxonomy places the organism in Eukaryota, Metazoa, Chordata, Actinopteri, Blenniiformes, Blenniidae. Bases 1 to 3132 code for a protein of 1043 amino acids. The transcript is spliced from 18 exons. The record is from RefSeq and is a predicted model, not a curated record.
AUGGAAAGAGUCGUUUCCAGAGAUAAACUUAAGCUCUGCAUCACCUGUCGGCUUAACGUCACACUGUGUCUACAGGCCAUCAUCAGUGACAGUAUAACAACCGAGCUGGAAGCCACGGAAAGAGUGGGAUUGGCGGAGAGACGGGCGGAGGAGAAAAAGUGCGCGUCGUGGGAGGGCGGGCCACCUGUGACGGAGCACGGGCAAGUGGAGCAGCUCCGAGUCGCUGACGAAGACGCGUUCGUCAGUUUGUUUCCCUUCGAGGAUUUUUUUUUUUUUUUUUUAGACACCAGUUCAGAUUUCCUCAGCACAGUGAAAGAGAUUCCUUCCCCCCCUGCCAGUGUUUGUUGCAGAGGUGUGUGUGAGUCACAGGGCGAAUAUGUUUGCCUGAAUCCUGUUUUAAACAUACAUACACGCUGGUUGGAGGGAGUUCGUCCCGCGAGACGCUCAGCGGAGAUGCAUGGAGCCCGAUCCUCUGCGGUGCAGCUCCUGCUGCUGAGCUGUUGGUGUGCGGCGGCGGCUGGGUACCCGUUCAAAACGCCCCAGGACCUGGAUGUGACUCCACGUGUCACCGUGCUGAGCAGCGGUCUCCAGGGUUGCCGGCGUUUCCACUCCUCUGCAGUCAACUACAGCAGCAUGUUGCUGGAGGCUGACAGUGAGCGUCUGUACGUGGGGGCCCGGGGGGCUGCAUUCGCUCUCAACGCCUCUGACAUCUCAGCCAGCUCUGCUCUUACUAUCGAGUGGGAGGCCUCCCACGAGGAAAAAAGUCGGUGCCUGCUCAAGGGAAAAGACAAUAAGACCGAGUGCUUUAAUCACAUCCGCUUCCUCCAGAGGUUCAACUCGACUCAUCUCUACAUGUGUGGGACGAACGCCUUCAGCCCCCUCUGUGCAUACGUAGAUGAAGAGAGGUUUGUGAUAUCCUCCCAGCCUGAAGAGGGCAAAGACAAAUGUCCCUACAGUCCCACAACAGGUUACACUGCGCUCAUUAUAGACCAGCAGAUGUACUCGGCUUCUCAGUAUGACUUCAGAAGCUUUCCAGAUAUCCGCCGCAACUCUCCGUCUCCCACACUGAAGACAGAAGAUGCUCCCACGCGCUGGCUCAACGAGGCAGACUUCGUGGGUUCAGCUCUUGUGAGGGAGAGUUUUGGCAGCGACGGUGGUGAUGAUGAUAAGAUCUACUUCUUCUUCACGGAGAAAAGCCAGGAACAGACAACGACCUACAGCCACAGCAGGGUGGCACGAGUGGCUCGGGUUUGCAAGGGAGACCGAGGAGGCCUCUUAACUCUCCAGAAACGCUGGACGUCCUUCCUCAAGACCAGGCUGACCUGCUCCCUGCCCGAGUACGACUUCCACUUCAACAUGCUGCGCAGCGUGUUCGUCACGCCCGGCGACACGCCGCAGGACACGCGCUUCUACGGCAUCUUCGGCCUCGAAUGGAAAAACGUGAAGGCAUCUGCAGUGUGUCGGUUCUCACUGUCUGAAGUCCAAGAGGCCUUUCAAGGACCGUACAUGGAGAACCAGGACUCCGGCUCGAAGUGGAAGGAAUACACGGGAAAGAUCCCCAACCCUCGACCUGGAACGUGUAUCACUGAUGCUCUGAGGGCCCGAGGCAUCAAUGUCUCCACCUCACUGCCUGACGACGUGCUGGACUUUGUCAGGAGGCAUCCUCUGAUGUCCCGUCAGGUCCAACCUUCAGACGGACGCCCCCUUUUGUUCAGGAGGACCACAGACUACACACGCAUGGCCGUCCGCGUUUUUGAAGGACUGGAUGGACAGAUGUACCACAUACUGUACAUGGGUACAGAUGACGGUUGGCUCCACAAAGCCGUAGAAGUCAACGGUAAACUGCACAUCAUUGAGGAGCUUCAGCUGUUUGAAGACCCACAGCCAGUCAACAGUCUAUUAAUAUCUGAGAAACAGAUGAGUGUGUACGUUGGUUCUCCGACAGCCGUUGUGCAGCUCCCGCUUUCCAGCUGUCGCAGGUACACGUCCUGCUACGACUGCAUCUUCUCCAGAGACCCUGACUGUGGCUGGGACGGAGCGGAGUGUGUGGACGUCAUGACACACUCAAACAGAUCCACUUUAAUCCAAGACAUUCAGCAUGGCAGCAUGGGAUGCAAGCAGGCUCAAAACGGUGUCGCCCAGCGGAGCCGCUCCGUACGGGUGGGCGACGACGCGCUCCUGCAGUGCGAGCUCAGCUCCAACCUGGCGACGCCUGUCUGGACCCGGGAGGGCAGCGAGGUGCAGGGCUACGACCUCAACUCGGGCUUCAGGAGAGGCACGGACGGCCUGCUGAUCAUCGAGGCCCGGCAGGACCAGAGCGGCACGUACACCUGCCACUCCCUGGAGAACAACGUCCGGGUCGCCAUCGUCAGCUACAACGUGACCGUCCGCCUGGACCUGCCGCCUCCGCCGCCUGUCGAGCCGGACCGCGACUCCUUCGCAACGCCGCCGGUGGCCACCGAGCGCGCGGCCUCUGAGAGGCCGACCCUCCCGGUUGUGGCUAACGUCCUGCCCAGCUCCAAGCUGCUGUCUCCCAGGAGCACGGAGGUGGUGUACCUGUCCCUGAUCACCAUCCUGGGCGGCCUGUGUGUGGUCCUCACCGUGGUCCUCGUCUACGUGGGCUUCUGUCUGCGGGUGGGCCAGAGAGGAAAGUACUCGCUGCGCGCCGCCGCCGCCGCCUACCCGACCAGUAAGAGGCCCAGCAAGACCAGGAAGCAGCACAGAGGCUCCGCCCACAUGGAGCUGCAGACCAUCUCAAGUCACUGCAACGGCAACGGCCUGUGUAACGGCGUGGCAAAGAUGCACAACGGCGGCCUGGAGGACGGAGGCCUCCUGCAGAUCGUGCCCGGCGAGGCUUACACCUCUCCCAGCAGGGAGCCCCCUCCCCCGGCCCCGCCGCUGCCCCCCACCCCUCAGACUCCGUCGCAGGAGUGCGACUUCCCCAGCGGGCUGUCGGCCACGCUGCCCAGCGUCCUGAGGAGGAUGCACGGGAACAGCUACGUGCUGCUGAGGCAGAGCGACUCUGAGAACACGUCGCCGCUCUGUCACUCCUUCUCCGAAGAGCUCAACAAGAUCUUAGAGAAGAGGAAACACACCCUGCUGCUGCCCCGGCCGGACGAGAGCUCGGUGUAGAGGGCGGGACUACCAUGGUCUUGGUGCUCGUCACAUGGCUCAUUAUCAUUGUGAACUGAAGCUGUGAAAGAGACUCACACACUUACUUUGAAUUUUUUUUUUUUUGACACGUUCAUACAGUGGCUUUUUUGAAGCCUGCAUCCUAAAUCUAACAACAAUUGAAGGACCGAGCAUGAAAUGGAAGAAUAAUAAUAAUCUACCUCACCUCAGUACUGAACAGGACAUGUGCGGUCAGUCUGAACCAGAGUAUCAGAUCUGGGAUCUCACCUGCAGGUGGAUCUCUGCUCCGCAAGGAGCUGAGCGUGAAACAUGGACUCCAACAAGGAGCGGCGCCACACGGGAAUAAAAGUGCAGUCGAUCCGGACGGCGGCUGCAGCUCGCCAAAGUUUGUUUUCACUGUCAAGAGCACAGAUGGCUUAUGCAUUUUUAAAAACCUGACGUUCACUCAUUAUAAAUAUUAAGGGAGGCUGGACAAGCGAGCGAGGGAAUGCGGUCUGCAGUGUUUUCAUAUUUUCAUACCGACUUAAUCAAUUGCAAUAACCAACAGAAAAUAACAACUUUACACACCAGCCAAAAGUAAGAAAGGGUGAACUAAUCAUUAUUUAUCACUAUGAAUUUUAACCAGAGAAAUUAAACAUUUAGUAUUUUAUUACAUUGUUUUCUAUUAAACAUUAACUGCAUAACGCACCUUAAUGGAUCAUAAUAAUAAUUGAUAUGUGGUUUGUCAGACCCUUAUUCAUAAAGAUUUCUUAGUCAAAACAUACGCUGCAGGUUAAAGCAUUAUUGUGUUUUUAGCUCACAGGUGAAUAUAUCCUGCCUCUGUCUGGGACUGCCUGCAGCAGCCUGCAACCCCAAACUGGAUAAAGCGGGUACAGAAGAUGAGUUUCCAUCAUUAACAAUUAAACGUCUGAUGUUAAAGAAGUCACAUUUUGGAUCUUGAAGAUACUUGAAAAAGUAUUAGAUAGUGAUUAUUUCUCCAAGUAUUGAAACUGUGGCUAUUUUGACAGUAUUAUUCAGCCUAAUGCACUUUAAAUACCAGUUUUAAUGUGCUUUGAGAAAGUUAAUGGACACUUUUAUGGAGUCUGACACCAGGCGCUGUCAGCUGAAGGACCGUUUUUGGCAUUUUUUCAGCCUGAAGAGCUGUGACUGUGGAGGCCACAGCUGGACCUUGUUUCGCCACACAAGAUCACUGGAAAAAGGGGGGGGGGGGGAAACACAAAAAUAACAGUGACUGUGUCUGAAGUGAUCGAGAAUCCACCGCCGAGCGACGCUCCGCUUGAGUCCAGAGAUCAGGAUGACAGACUGCAGGGCGCGGCGUUCACCAACGACACACAAGGUUCCGGUGAGCAGAGGUCAGUUUGCACCGCUCUCAGUUUUUAUUUAUGGUCGGGGGACGUCAGCCGGCGAGACUAACCGCAGUGGCGUUCUCCUAAUGAGCGGCGGAGUGGGGACUCGCCAUCGCUGGUGGACAGCGGAGCCUGAGGAGAGGCGGGAUAAGGGCUACAGGCAUGAAAGUCUCUGCACCACCAGCUCUGCUUCACACAACCGGGACGGAAAUUGUCGUCUGCAGCGUCUGGAGGAGCAGAGCUGCGGCGGUUUGUGUGCAGAGGGCGUCCUCCUCUCUGAUGCAAAGACCAAACUCAACAUGCAGGGUUCUUUUUUUUUUUCUUUCACUUUGUGCAUGAAUUGUUUCAACACUGUUUCUCAUGAAGUCAAGGAAAGGACAAGGAUAACCAAACACUAAUGAAGUUCCAAGGUGGAUGUUU